UCAAGAAUCAAGUAAACAAAUAAAAUAUAGUUAGGCAUAAUCGAUACCACCGGUGUAUCAGCGGUGGAUGUAGGAAAGCCGUAAAGCAUAACACGAGCCUCCGAGGAAAAUAAAACAAACGAUUCUUGUAUUUUAAGUCGGAAUUAAUUGAGUAAUCAUGCUGCUGGAAGUUUGUGUGGACAAUCUGGAGUCCGCUACCACAGCAGUCUACAGUGGAGCUGAUGAGAUAGAAGUCUGCAGCUUCUUGUCUGAGGGAGGACUGACACCGGCUCCAGAGCUGGUCUACGAAAUCCUUGAUAUGAUUAAUUUCUAUAUGGACACUACAUUUGCCCGCAAGAAACCAAAGGUCAAUGUGAUGAUCCGUUGCCGGCCAGGUUGGGACUUCUGUUACAACGAAAUUGAGAUGGCAAAAAUGGUUGCCCAAAUGGCUGAUUUUAAGAGCAUGGACGUGGAUAGAUUUGUGUUUGGAGCUAUCACAGCAGACGUCCCUAAGGAGGUGGACGUCGCUGCCUGCAAGAAGAUUUUAGCUGAGGCUCAUCCUAAGCCUGUGACAUUCCAUCGGGCCUUUGACAUGUGCCCGAAUGUCCUUACCACCAUGGAGCAGAUCAUAAAGUUGGGAUUCGACCGUCUCCUGACAAGCGGACAAAAGGAUAGCGCGUCACACGUCGAGGCGAUCAAGACGAUUCGCUAUCUGCAGGAUGCCUAUGCUGAUCGAAUACAGAUAAUGCCAGGCGGGGGCAUUAAUGCGGAGAAUGCUCAGAUCUUUGCUGAAAUGGGUUGCAAGAUUGUUCACGGCUCUUGCCGACCGCCGAAGCAAGCUCCGGGCGAGGAACAUAUCUAUUCCACCGAUGGCGAUAUCGUGCAAGCUAUCAAAGAAAUUGUUACCUUCUAAAUGUACCUACAUAACAUGCAAAAAAUAACAGCCUAUGCGUCCCACUGGGCGUAGGUCUCCCCUUAAACAACCAAAGGGGUAACUAGAUUUAUGCCCCUUAAAACUUGGCAUGAUUCGAGUGACAUCUCUAUCGCCUCUUUCGCACUAAGCUGUAUACCGAUAGUGCGAAAGAGAUGUAUCUCUCGUUUCUUUCGCACUAGGCGACGUACCUACUAUGUCCUGCUGAUGUUCUAAUCAUGCUACAUUUUAAGGGGUAUAAGUAUAUACAGGGGUCGUAACUGGUUUUUGUCGGUUUUUUGUAUCUACAUUGUUCCACCUUCUCCUGUGUGGAUUGUGAGAUCAAUGACCAACCUUUUUAACCCUGGUGUCUGGGUCUUAACUAAUAUACGUCAUGUAUCGGUUAUGAAGCUUGAUUGCGUCCUUUACCACAUAGAAUAUAUAAUUUGCAACAUUUUAGAAUUAAAUUAACUCCUUCGUUCGGAGUAAACUGGCCCAGUCUCAAAUCAAUUUAGGCGAGUAGACUACAAAAAAGUGUAAACUCGUCACAGGCCAGAUUGGGCGACUUAUCACCUAACCCGUAACGACUACAUACCUAAAGUAAGAUGCUAUUUGGUCCAAACUGUGAUAUGAGCGAGUAGGUACACAUGUAUUUUUUUAUUCGUCGCUUAGUUGACUUUUGUUGGGACAUUUCGGGAGGAUGUUUGAGAAACCAAGUAUGUGAGCGACACUGAUGCGAAAACCAAUGCUCGAGUGGCGAGUGCGUGUUCUGAGCUGCGACUGUACUGUCUUCUUGCGUUUUCAUUUCUGGUAUAUAUCCUAUUUAUUCCUGUAUUUUCUGUGGGCUGGAAGACAGCAACAUGGGCAGUGGCGGCCCUAGCAAAAUACUUAGGUGGUGCGAGACCUCGAAAUGGCACCACUCAGCCCUUUAAAAAAAAAAAAGUUUACGGGCACCCGGGAUGAGCAAUCUAACCCGAUGAAUUUAGUUUGCGGCCAGGGUGAACCAGUAUUGGUUGAUUUUGCAGCAGCGUCCGGUGCGGUGGCAUAUCUCGCACCGCCCUAGGGCUGCCACUGAACAUGGGCCUCUGCUUGCGUGGAAGUCCGUGUUUCUCUAAAACUGGAAAGGUCAGAUAACGUCAGUUUUGUUUUCAAAUAUGAGUCAGUCAAAUCAGUAGAUCUUCAGUAGAGUAGUGAGUGAGUUAGUAGAUCUUUGGACUAUAAACUUGCUUGUGACCCCUACUGUAUAUUAUAAUCUGAUGUAAUCAUCUCAAUUAUGCCAAUAUUAACCCGAAUUUUUGAACUAUAUCGAUGUCUAUAUUUAGAUGAAUCAUUCAAUGACUUUAUUCAAUGAAGUAGGUAGGUACUUAAUCCGUAAUUUAUUAUUUACUUGUUGAAUCAGCGAAUUUAGCACCGUAAGCAUGCGACUCUUUCUCGCCGCGACAGAGAUCAUCUGUCUCUUUCUGUGCAGUACUGUGAGAGAGUGACGGGUGACACAUGUCGAGGCGAGAAAGAGUCGCACGCUUACGGUGCUAAGCCCGCUGAUAUACCUAAUCAUCUCAAUUAUGUCAAUACGUAGUAACACGCAUUUUUUAAGUAUAUCGAUGUUUGUAUGUAGAUGAAUCAAACGAUCAUUUUUAUUUAGUAAAUAAUUAUAACAAAUGAAGUAGGUAGGUGGUUAAUCCGCAAUUUGUUAUUGUUUACAAGAUUUUGUUUUAUAUGAUAUAAUUAUCUCAAUUAUACGAAUUUUCUGAAGAAUAUUAAUGUCUAUUUAGAUAAAUCAUUCAAUGAUGGUAUUUAUUAAUAAACUAGGUACUAUAAGUACCAACUUAUA
Pectinophora gossypiella (pink bollworm) is the source of this 2720-nucleotide messenger RNA. RefSeq names its product PF03932 family protein CutC. Gene Ontology annotation, molecular function: copper ion binding. Lineage: Eukaryota; Metazoa; Arthropoda; Insecta; Lepidoptera; Gelechiidae. The coding region runs from base 158 to 892 and encodes 244 amino acids. The transcript is spliced from 4 exons. The record is from RefSeq and is a predicted model, not a curated record.